AUGGCUGGAGUUUCAGUAGCAAUACCUAAUUUUUCAGGCGGUAUGGAUGAGGAUAUUAAUACUUUUGUCAGGAGAUUUCAUGGGUUUCUAGAUAGUAUUAAUAUUAAUGUAAGAGAAAACACACAAAGAGUUCAAGCUACAGGUCUAUUCCGAAGUGCUUUGUCUGGACCUGCUGCAAAUCUUCAAGCUAGAACUAUGGCGCAGAUGAAUACUUCUAAUAGUUUUAGACUGCAUUCUUUGGCACAUGCCUUUGCACAUCGUCCUGGAAAUAAUGCAAUUACAGUAGGGGCUGUAGAGGCUAGAAUGGUCCCACCAAAAGCUUUUGCAGAAGAUUGGACUAAUUCUGGUGGAGAGCCUACAGAUGAUGCACCUAGAUUUGCUGGAAAUAGUGGUGCUGUUCCUAUAAUAUUAGUUGGAAUUCAGCUCGGUCAAGCUAUUUACUACUUUGAAAACUUCUAUCCUUCAGUAUUAGAAGAAAGAUGCAAAGUACAAUUUGGUACUCUUGAUCAAGGUAAUGAUCCGGUUAAAACUUUCUAUGAAAAAGUUAAAAAAUAUGGCAAACUACUGAAUUUUGGCGAUGAAGUAGUUAAUCAUCAAUUCUUUAGGGGGCUAUCUCCAGACAAUCAACUUGAAGUGGAACAAAUUGGGGCUGAAAAAACUGUAAGUGAAUUAGUUAAAAAUUUAGAAAAAGUUGAAAAACGAAAAUCUGAAAUGAGAUUGGGCCUAUCCAAGAGAACAGGAGGUACUGACCAUCAAGCUCAAAUACAGCCUACAUCAGCAGGAUCACAUAAGCCAAGUCAUUCUGGAUUUUCGCCAGAAGAUGUGGAUAGAAUGAUCAAAAGUGCUACUGAAAAAAUUACACAAAAUUUUCAGUUACAGAUUCAGGAAUUACAAGCAAAAAUUCCAAAAGUUCCAUAUCAAAAAAAUAUUGAGACAGAAAUUCCUACUAAAACAAUAACAGUCCUAGAUCAUUUUAAAAAACCAGUCCAAACAAAUCUUACUGUUGAGGAAUGGAAUAAAAUGUUUAAUUCUGAUCCAACUGAAUUUCAUGAAGAACAAUUGCGUAAAUCUCAAUAUAUAAAGCCAAUCUCUGACACUAAUAGAAUAGCAAAUAGAAUUGCUGAAAGGCUUGAGCAAAGAAGACUUGAUAAGGAAAUUGCAGACCUUUCCAGUGGAAUUUAUUCUCUUAAUAUUAAUGAUCCUGUUCCUGAUCCUAUGGAUACUACUAAUUUGAUUCAUGAAAUUGCUACUGAUGAUGAUGAAUAUACUCUCCAAUUAGUUCAAAAAAAAAAAAAGAUUAUUCAUGAAUUAAUUAUAGAGGAAUUGACUCAUUUGGGAUUAACUAAGAAAACUACAAGCAAAGAAAUUCAGAAGUUUAGUGAAGCUUAUUCUGAUGGUUCUAUGGAUAUCGAUCUUUUGCAUUUAGAUAAUAAAAAAGAUUUAGCAUCUGUUGAAGGUGUAGUAGAGGAAAAUUAA
Entrophospora sp. SA101 is the source of this 1476-nucleotide messenger RNA. Lineage: Eukaryota; Fungi; Glomeromycota; Glomeromycetes; Entrophosporales; Entrophosporaceae. The record is from the annotation of a GenBank genome assembly.